AUGAGUUUGGUUGGCAAAGUCGUUAUUGUAACAGGAGCGAGUUCGGGCAUUGGUGCUACCACGGCGGAGGCCUUUGCCAAACAAGGUGCCAAAGUGGUGCUCGUCGGACGAAAUGAACCAAAUUUGAAAGCAGCUGAAACGGUCUGUAAAGCAGCGAACAGUAAAGCGGAACUUUUAUCAAUCACCGCUGAUGUCACAGUGGAUGCGGAACGCAUUAUAAGCUCUACAAUUGAACGCUUCGGUCAACUGGAUGUUUUGGUUAACAAUGCUGGUAUUUUUGAAAUUGGCAACAUUUUGGAUAUUGAUGUCGACCAAUUUGAUCGUGUUUUCAAUACAAAUUUGCGUUCCGUCUUUCUUUUAACUAAAUUGGCCUCACCACACUUGAUCAAGAGCCAAGGUAAUAUCGUGAAUGUCUCCAGCGUCGCGGGUUUGCGUUCUAUACGUGAUGUUUCCACCUAUUGUGCCUCAAAGGCAGCACUCGAUCAAUUCACUAGAUGUAUCGCCUUGGAUUUGGCGCCGAAAAAUGUCCGCGUAAAUUCUGUUAAUCCGGGUGUUAUUGUGACUGAUAUUCACAGACGUAUGGGUUUAUCGCCGCAAGAACUUGAUGACUUCUACUCACGCUGUAAGGAAACACAUCCACUUGGUCGUAGCGGGGAACCAAAGGAAGUGGCCGAUGCUAUUAUUUUCCUUGCUAGUGACAGCUCUAGCUUCAUAACGGGAGCAACUCUGCCCAUCGACGGUGGUAAACAUGCCGUUUGCUCUAUUUAA
Molecule: messenger RNA, 768 nt
Organism: Bactrocera tryoni
Lineage: Eukaryota; Metazoa; Arthropoda; Insecta; Diptera; Tephritidae
Exons: 1
Coding region: 1-768 (255 amino acids)
Molecular function (GO): oxidoreductase activity
Source: RefSeq, a predicted model, not a curated record